Procambarus clarkii (red swamp crayfish) is the source of this 3078-nucleotide messenger RNA. NCBI's taxonomy places the organism in Eukaryota, Metazoa, Arthropoda, Malacostraca, Decapoda, Cambaridae. The record is from RefSeq and is a predicted model, not a curated record.
AUGGGCAGCCCUAUUCCAGCUGUCGUGAGGAAAAAAUCCAUAGGAUUGGAGUUUACUGGCAGUGCUGGUUACCCGCUGGUGGACUUGGUCUUGAGUGACAUGCUCCAAGUCCCGGUCCAGGACGUAUAUGGUGUCGAGCUGGUCACUGCUCACCAUGUCAUCAUCAAGUUUGUGGGUGAGGCAGUGUACCGUGAUUUUCUUCGGAGGUACGAGGGGCGUAGUUUGCAGCUGCAGGACGGCACUGGGUCUGUGACCAUUUCGGACCGUAGUGGUGCUGUGACAUAUGCUGCCGGGUGUACUGUUGAUCAGGUCGCUCCCAUGAAUUUGUUCCGAGAAGAGGAUUUCCCGCCACUCCCUCUGGAGAAGGACUCCGGGGGUGAAGAGGUGAGUGUCCCGUUCGCUGCUGAGGAUCCCCCGGAGUCGCCCGUUGUUAACUCGAUUGUCGCCAGCCCUCCUCUGGCUGUUGCGGUGCCGUCUGAUGUUACACCUGCUCCUGUCUCUGGCCCUGCUGCUCCCUGUGUUAUUGAUAUCUUUGAGUAUGCUAUUAAUGUCUUUGAGUGUGUUAUUGAUGUCUUUGAGUAUGCUAUUAAUGUCUUUGAGUGUGUUAUUGAUGUCUUUGAGUGUGUUAUUGAUAUCUUUGAGUAUGCUAUUAAUGUCUUUGAGUGUGUUAUUGAUGUUUUAGGAUGUGUUAUUGAUGUCUAUGGAUGUGUUAUUGAUGUCUUUGGUAAGAUUAUUGAAGUUUUUGAUAAGUUGGAAAAUGGGCAAGAUGAAGGAGGAGUAGGGGGAGAGGGAGGGGAAGAUAAGGGCAAAAGAGAGUUGGGGAAGGAAUGGGAGGGAAGCUGCUUCUGGGAAAUUCGUGAACCCAGAGAGUGGGAAUGCAUCUUCUGCCAAACAAUCACAGAAAAGUCACUACUUGACUAUGUCAUAGAAUGUGAAGCAACCAACAACCUUAGAAGAGCUCUAAUAGUCCCUAAAUCAUGCAGAAUCACAAUGAUACUUCAUCGACACCAGAGUGUGAUGGCGGUGGUCACCAUGCUGGCUAGUGCUGCUCCAGUAUGUGGUCAGCAAGUUGGUGGGCCCAGAGUGCAGGUGGGCGAGAUGGUGGGUCGGGUGGCGGAGGAGGUGGGCGAGAUAGUGGGUCAGGUGCUAAAGCACCGUGUUUCAGACUGUCACCUGGUUCUUAUCACAACUGCUCGUCACUCACCUGUCCUUUCUUUACUGUUGAGACAAUCGAUUAUUACUGGGACUGCUUAUGUGGUCGUGGAGACGGGGUCAGUGGUCUCCCAGGACCAGGUGACCCGGGACCACCUCCUCCAGCAGCUAUGGGGAGACGCCACAACCACCUGCCGGGGACUCGUCCUCGACCUCACCUCCACCACCACAAACAUCACCAACAACACUUUAAGGUUACUGGAGGAAAGUGAUAUGUGGCAGCUGCCGGAAACUGUGGUGGUGGCCGUGGGCGGGAGGACAGGGGUGAGGGCAGUGCUCCUCCACCACAGUCUCCGCAACACCCGCCACGCCCUCUACCUCGCCCUCCACCACCACACCCUCCACCUCGCUCUCCACCACUACCCCUCUCUCAACAUCCUCCUGCCACAGGGUAUUUCAAGGCUCGAGAAGGUCCAUGGAAUGAAAGUUGCUGCUGUUGUAGAAGCAAGUAGCUGCUUGCUGAUCUACCGCCGGUGUCUCUACUGCAACAACGGGCAGAACGGCGUUCAGGUUAUCCUUCACAACUACUUAAACUUCCCUGAACUAUAUGACAACAUCUUAACUAUCAAUGAAGAUCUCCAGGACAUGAGAGGACACAAGUUCCUGCUCACAACUCGACCAUACUUCCCGUACUGUGACUAUUAUGCUGUUAAUAAUAAACCCGAAGCCUUGGUUAUCCUCAAGGACUCCCUCGACACCCGGAUCCUCAAUAUCUUUGCCAUGAAGCUGAAUUUUAGCUACGAAGUAAGAGAAGCUCCAGGUCGCGCCUUCGGAGACGAGAAGAGCCGUGGCCAGUACACGGGUAUGAUUGGUCAGCUGCAGCGGGAGGAGGCAGACUUCAGCACCAUCAUAGCGCCCACAGCGGGCCGCCUCAGAUUUGCUCUGUUUGCUCGAAUAUAUCCCUCUGAUAAGAUGGUCAUAACGUCUCUGAAGCCUGAGCCGUUACCUGCAAGCCUCGCAAUUAUUCGACCAUUUGCAGGAGAGCUGUGGGUGGCGCUGCUGAUGAGCGUGGGGGCGUGGGGCGUGAGCCUGUGGCUGCUGCAGAGGGCGUGGCAGUGGGUGGUGGGAGGUCGUGAGGUGGACCUUAUCACCUCCCUCCUCUACGGCUACGGUGCACUCCUCCAGAACCUGCCCUCCGACCCAACCAUCAGCAUUUCGGGCAGGGUAAUGAUGGCCUGGUGGCUGGUGUUUUGUCUCGUCAUCAGCACAGGUUACAAUUCUUCACUAAUUGCUCAUCUCACAGUGCAAGGAAUGACUCAGAGUUUAGACACCUUCCAAGACCUUCUGAACCAACGCAACUGGAGGUGGGGGACUGAGCCCUGGCAGUUCAGCGGAGCAACUUUAGAAUAUUUCUCGAAAAACCCCGACCCCGUGGUAAAGGCGAUCAAUAGUCCUAUGGAGGUAAUGGACAUCAAAGAAUCACUUGAUAAGGUGCUGGAAGGACAGUUUUCCUUUAUUAGCGUCAAGAAUUACGUGAAGGUGUUUGUGGAGUCUUGGUACACUAAUGAUAAGGGUGAAACUCCUCUCUACAUCAGCAACAACGGCAUCUAUGUCCUGGCCUGUUUUGGCUGGGCCUUCAGAAAAGGUGUUCCAUUUUAUGAACGAUUUAAUCGCCUUGUUUCGAGACUGGAUGAUGCUGGUAUUACUGACUUUUGGACGAAUGAGGUGAUUGCCAGACGCGUUAAGGAAAACAGAGACUCUGCGAACCUGGAUAUUUUGGCAAACCUGAACCAGAACGACAAAGACGUCGUGUUGAGCCUGCACCACCUGCAGGGCGCCUUCUACCUCCUGCUGGUGGGCUCCAUCGUCGCCUUCCUCGCCCUGCUGGGGGAGAACCUCGCCCACUGCUGGUCCUCGCCCCAGUAA